GUAGGCAAUAUAACUAUAGGUUAAAUAUUGGUGCUUACAAGCUGAAGGAGUAAAUUUUAAAUCAUUUCCAGCAUAUAUUUCAGAAUUAAACACAGCUUAUAAUGGAUGUCAAAACAGCACAACAUCCAAAUAUUCAGGCAAAUGCCAUGGCCGUGGAUUUUGACGGAAGGUACUCAGUACUAGGAACUAGGCGUAACAUCAUACUCAUCGAUCUAAACAAUCCACACGAAGUUGCUCGUCGUCUUAAUCGACAAAGUAAAUGGGAUAUUUCUCAUGUUCAAUGGAAUCCAUGUUUCACGAAGAAACAACAUUUUGUCGCUACUUACAGUCAAUGGGCUGAUCUAUGGACAUGGGAUGAAGGAGCUGGAUCUUUGCUUGCAACAUUACGUGGACACACUCGUGUUAUUAGUGAUGUUGAUUGGUGUCCUUGUGAUGAUAAUUUACUCGCAACCUGUUCCAUCGAUACUUAUAUUUAUGUAUGGGAUAUCAGAGAUACAAAACGACCCAAAAUGACACCUUCAGCCGUAGCUGGUGCAAGUCAAGUGAAAUGGAAUAAGUUGGCACCCAAUGUUUUGGCAACUUCACAUGAUGGCGAUAUAAGAAUAUGGGAUAUAAGGAAUGGCCGCACACCGAUGCAAUACAUCACUGCACAUUUGUCAAAGAUUCACAGCUUAGAUUGGAGUCCAGUAGAGCAAGAUAUACUGGCUUCAUCUGGUCAGGAUACAACGGUUAGAUUUUGGGAUACAACUCAGCAGUCAUUGCAAGCAAGUUAUCAAAUAUCUGCUGGAGCUCCUGUGUGGAAAGCUAGAUAUACACCGUUUGGUUAUGGAAUGGUUACUGCACUGAUGUCUCAAAUCCAUAGGUGGGACAACAGUAUAUUGUUGUGGAAUGUGCAGAAUGUAUCUUCAAUUGUUCAUAGUUUUGUUGGGCACCGAGACGUCAUCUUGGAUUUUGGUUGGAGAUAUAAUCAAGAAGAUACUUGUGCCGAACUCGUGACCUGGUCAAAAGAUCAUUCACUAAGAUUGUGGAAAGCGGAUAGCUCUCUGCUGAACCAGUGUGGUUGUGGUGAUAAUCUACAAGAUGAACAACUUGAUGUUGAAGAUGAAGUUUAUGAUAUCAAUGUGACAGCAGCAGAUGAUGAAGGGCUACAAAUGUCAUUGGAUAAUACUCCAGGAAUAAUGCAAUCUCCUCUACCUCCUAGUUUCGGGAGUGAGUAUAGCGUGUCAAGAAAAAGUAACGAAAUGGCGAAGAACAUGCUGACCCCUCGUAGUGGGUCAGGGUCAUUUCGACCUCAAGAUUUAUUCCUGGAACGAGCGUCACCGAGAUAUUCUACUUCACCCACUUAUCCGGUUAUUCCUUCACCCCUCACCCAAAGUACGACACCUAUUGGAUCACUGGAACAGGAAUUUAAAUUGAUGAAUAUCGAUCUGCAAAAUCUGUACAUUGAAGAGCUUGAUCCAAUCCAUCGAACAUGCGCCGUUUUAGUUCAAUCAAACUACAUCGUGGUAAAAGUACUUUGUCAAUUUCCAUCUCAGUAUCCGAACAAUGUUUCACCAACUUUUCAUUUCUUGAAACCGACAAAUAUAAGCCCGAGUGCAGUCAUGAAACUCUCAAAUAUGUUGAGAGAAACGGCACAGAACCAUGUCCGAAGCAAUCUAACCUGCAUUGAACCCUGCUUAAGAAUGUUGUCAAGUCAAGUGGAGAACAUGUCUCAUUCAGAAAUCAACAAUCAAGAUAUUUUUCCUCCUUAUUCCAAUAUGAAAUCUCAGUCGGGAUAUGACAGAAUGUUUGGAACUUACCAACAUCUUGUCAAUAUUCCUUUCCCGAGAACAAGUGGAGCAAGAUUCUGUGGAGCUGGUCAUCUUGUAACCUUCAUGAGACCGACUCAAGUAAAAGGAUUUGAAGCAAGUUCAAAACCUGCACCAAGAUGUUUGGCAACACUUAUUACAUUUCGUAACAACAAUAUGGUUCAGAAACAAUUAAAAGUCGGUCGCCCAAUCUCUGCUGUGCAACACAUAACUCAAUACGCUACAAGUCCUACCGAGAAUUCUGAUAUUUCUGUUAAAUCAUUUUAUUAUAAAGAAAAGAAACCUCGUAAAUCAUGGAAGCAUCAUGUCAAGGAGAGUGUUGGAUCGUCGUCCGAUCCAGCCUCGUCAUCAGAUAAAUUACAGAUGAGACUUCACAAAGCUGCAGGAAAAGUUGUCAUUCAAGACCUUUCUACAGUGUUAACAUUGAAUAAGAAAUUAGCUGAGGAAUAUGUCGUACCCACAAAAUACGAUUAUAUCCAAACUUGUCAAAAGAAUCGUGAGGCUGCAGACAGACUUGGAAGAAAAGAUCUUGUUGAAUUAUGGUCAUCUCUCGAAUUGAUUCAAUCUUCAGUUCUUCAAGAUAAAUCAAAGUUAUCGUCUGAUUAUCGACCAUGGGCAUCAACUAGUUUUGGGAAAGGGCUGUUGUCUUCAUUAAUCGACCAUUACAGUCAACUUCUUGAUGUUCAGACUCUCGCAAUGAUUAGUUGUAUGUUCGUAGAGAACAGCGAGAUAAAACAGGACAGAUAUCAAAUACCUCACAAUAACACUGUACCUCUGUUCAGAACUGGAUCUUUCAGCAGUUUUGAGAAUGAAAGCAGCAAUGGUUCACAUCGAAGUAAUAGUUUCUGUGAAAAUCCUGCAGAUCCAUGGUGGAUGAAAGCCGGUCCUUCACCUACAAGCAAUUUGCCAAACUAUUUGGACAGUCCUCCAGACAGUGAUUACCGAUAUAUAGAAUCUCCUGUUGUUGAUCAUGAACUCAAUGAACACGAUACUCAUGAAAAACUUAAACAACUUUUAGAUUUCAGUAAGGAAUCUCAGUAUGAUGCAUUCAAACAGGCAUAUGCAGAUAUACUGGAUAGAUGGGGAUUGUUGAACCAAAGAACUGAGAUUUUAAAAUACAAAUCGCAGCCUGCACCGGCCCACACAGGAUUAGUGUUCAUGAUUUCCUGCCAGUACUGUGAGUCAGAGACACAAUCGCCUCAGUGUACAUACUGCAGAAAAUUUGCAAUGAAUUGUUCAUUGUGUCAGUUACCUGUCAAGAACCUUAUGAGUUUCUGCUAUCUAUGCGGUCAUGGAGGCCACACAGAUCAUAUGGAGUCUUGGUUUCAAAGCAGCAUGUCUUGUGCGACAGGAUGUGGUUGUGAGUGCAGACCAAGACAAGAUAGAACUAUAUUAUGAUUGCCAAUGAAAAACAUCUCAGUUCGAGCUGAACCUUCACACUGAAUACGGUGAUCCGCCAUGGAAGUGAGCAGUGUAUUAAAUGGUGUUGACAGCAUUCAACCUGUCCAACACAUCAUUUUGUAGUAAAAUCCUAUUCCAUAAUCUAAGAAUUUCAUGCACAAGGGAGCAUAAUGUACACUAAGCAUUGGUAUGAUUACCUUCAACAUAGCUUCCCUUUUUCUGUGAAACGAUUACUUUGCUGGUUUAAUAUCGCAACACAAUGUUUUGUUUACCUGUUGGUCAAUUAUCAAGGGUGUGCAACCUGUGGUUCACAAGGAAAAAUUGUGCGGUCCGUGGAGGAGUGGCCAGCAGAACAAGUUCUUAAUUUAGUUUAAUCCGGUAUGUGCUUGUAAUUCAAAUCCCUUUGCGUGGAAAACUGAGUCCAAUUUCUUAUCUAUGCUUAUGGCGUUACAAUGCCCUACUUGUGCGAAGCGAACAAAGCCUAUCAUAGAAUCAAUAACCAAAAAUUUUGGGCCUGCAAUUACUAGAAUAACUAUGUUGAAUAAAAUGUUGAAAAAUUUCACCCAGAUAUCUGUAAAUGGCCCUCUUGUAUUAAAGGUUGCACAUCCCUGGUCAAUCACAGAUUAUUCGGAAAUCCAUGCAUCUGGAAUUUCAUGGCUGUAUUGGUGACUAUACGUGAUGUAUAAAAGCUGUAGUGUCACUGCAGUGUGUUGAAAAUGAUUUUUUUUAUAAAUAUUGCCUAUAUGAAUACUCUUUUCAAU
Messenger RNA from Styela clava, 3970 nucleotides. NCBI's taxonomy places the organism in Eukaryota, Metazoa, Chordata, Ascidiacea, Stolidobranchia, Styelidae. The record is from RefSeq and is a predicted model, not a curated record.